AUGAGCCGAGACGACGAAUAUGACUAUCUCUUCAAAGUUGUCCUCAUUGGUGACUCGGGUGUCGGCAAGACCAACCUUCUCGGAAGAUUCACUCGCAAUGAAUUCAACCUUGAGUCCAAGAGUACCAUUGGUGUCGAAUUUGCCACUCGUAGCAUUCAAGUCGAUAACAAAGUAAUCAAGGCCCAGAUCUGGGAUACAGCCGGUCAGGAACGUUAUCGUGCUAUCACCAGCGCAUACUAUCGUGGUGCUGUAGGUGCAUUGUUGGUGUAUGAUAUUUCAAAGCACUCGACCUAUGAAAGUGUGGGACGUUGGCUCAAGGAGUUACGGGAUCAUGCAGACUCAAACAUUGUCAUCAUGCUUGUCGGCAACAAGAGUGAUUUGAGACACCUGAGAGCUGUACCUACCGAUGAAGCCAAGCAAUUUGCUGCCGAGAAUGGUCUCUCUUUCAUUGAAACUUCGGCUUUGGAUGCUACCAACGUUGAGCUUUCUUUCCAAAAGAUUUUGACUGAAAUCUACCGUAUCGUAUCCAACAAGGCCCUUGAAUCUUCCAACAAUGCCAUCAAACCUACCGGUGGUCAAACGAUUUUGGUGUCACAAACACCCGAAGAGCAAAAGCAAGGUGGCUGCUGCUAA
Messenger RNA from Lichtheimia ornata, 633 nucleotides. RefSeq lists its product as uncharacterized. The coding region runs from base 1 to 633 and encodes 210 amino acids. The record is from RefSeq and is a predicted model, not a curated record. The transcript is spliced from 6 exons. Gene Ontology annotation, molecular function: GTP binding; GTPase activity. Gene Ontology annotation, biological process: exocytosis. Gene Ontology annotation, cellular component: recycling endosome. Lineage: Eukaryota; Fungi; Mucoromycota; Mucoromycetes; Mucorales; Lichtheimiaceae.